UUUCGUUUCGAAGUGCAUAACGAAGAUACUCUCAGAACUUCAGCUCGAAUUAACCGAGAUGUGAUGCCGAGACCUUACUAAGACACCGAAGCAGCAGAAAACGCUAGAGAGCCCAAGGCCUACGACAUCACAGAACAAAAGAAAUAAUAAGAACACCAAUAAUAACAGAGAACAAAGAGAAAUAAAGUAAAAAAGAAAUGAGCUUUGGCCGCCAUGGGAGGAGCGUCUCGCCGCCUCACCAUGUCUCCGGUGUUAGCGGCCUGGGCCUGGCAGCGCAGCCGGCGAGGAAGGUAUCGUACUCGUGCUACGACCUGCACGAGGUAUCGGAUCACUUACCUGGCGAAGCGGCGGCCCCCGAGCGCCCCCUCAGCACCCGCUGCCUGCCCCGAGACCGGCCCGCGUGCUGGGGCGUCCCACCCAAGCCCGUCCAGCCGCAACGCCGCAACGUCUACGUCACGCGCUCUGCCCCGAGACCCUCCCACGGGAACUACGACGUCCACUCGGGCAGCCCCGCCCGCAGCAGUUCCCACGUCCACUGCGCCAUGAACGGGAGCGUGGGCGGCCUCCCGUCGCAGUCAUGGACGACGAAUCGGCUCUUCCGGCCUCCGACCAUUCGCCCCAGGGUCUACAGCGACUGCACCAAGGGCACCGCCGCCUCCCGCAGCCUCCGCAUCAAGAAAUGGCUCCAGAGCAGGCAAUCCAGCAUGGGAUCGCAGGACCCGUCGUUCGCAUCCGUGGACGAAGGCGAUGAGGAGGGACGACUCCCAAGCCAAUUCCUGGACGACAUAACCGAGGUAUCGGAAAACGUCUUUAAUAGGAAGGAGAAGCGCACCUUCCGCGUGAGCGCCAUGAAGACGAGUCGGCGGCGCCAGUGGCGGACGAGGGCCGAUCGAGAGAUCAGCCCCGCCUCCGAGACCAGCCACGUCGACAGCGAGGCCAGCGUGACCUUCGACAAGACCCUCCUUGAGGUCACCGAAGGCUGGAACUCUCAGGCGGUGCGGGAGCAUCGCAUCAACGCCCUCAGGUCCUUCCUGACCACCAGGAACCAGCCUCUCGCAGUCCUCAACCUCCUGGAAGCCGGAAAGAUAUCCGAAGCCAUCGCGACGGCCAGAGAAUGCAAGGUGCGCGUGCAGCUGGACGUGUGUCUGCUGUGGGCGUGUCAGCAGGGCGCGGCGGACAUCGUGCGCUCCCUGGUGGCCGCGGGCGCGAGCGUGGAGGCCCAGGACAGCGACGGCUGUGGCCCGCUACACCUGGCAGCGGAAAGUGGCUCGGAGGAGGUGAUCCAGGCGCUGGUGGAGGCCGGGGCGAAGGCGGGCUCCUACAGGGACUGGGACCUGCACGAGAAACUGACGCCUCUGAUGCUGGCCGCCCGGAGUGGGUGCGUUGGCGGCAUCAAGAUCCUGCUGGCCGCGGGCGCAGACAUCGACGCGGGGCUCGACACCACCGGUGAAACGGCGCUGCACCACGCCGUCCGCGCCGGCGUCCCCGAGUGCGUGCAGCUGCUGAUUAGUUCGGGGGCGACGGUGAACCCCACCACGCUGUACAGCGAGUCUCCUUUACACGUGGCUGUGUACGAGGACUUGCCCAACGUGGUGGACAUCCUCCUGAGCGCCGGGGCCAACGUGAGAGCCUCGAAGGGCACCGGCAAGAUGACCGCCCUCCACAUCGCCUCCAACGAAGGCUACUACACCAUCGCGCACCAGCUGCUCAAGGCCGGCGCCAACCCCAACCAGGAGAACCAGAUGGGCCAGACGGCGCUGCACUUGGCGGCCAAGUCGCAGAGCUACGACACGGUGCAGGUGCUCCUGAGCUUCAGCGCCGACCCGAACGCCCGCGACCGCGACCUGAAGACGCCCCUGCACUACGGGAUCUUCAAGGGCUCGAGGUCGCAUGAGUGCCUCCGGCUCCUGCUGGAGGCGGGAUCGGACACCAACGCGGCGGAUCUGUCCGGCUACACGCCCCUGCACAUCGCCGCCGUCCACGACUCCUCCUACUGCGUCCUGCUGUUCCUGAAUCACGGCGCGGACGUGACGGCGCGCACACAGGGCGGAGUGUCGGCCCUGCACCUCAUCCUCCGCAGGACUCCGACGGUCCUCGCGCACAUCCAAGAGAACCUCGACGCCGCCAUCUCCUUCACCGACCAUGACCAUCAGGAGAGAGAUUCUCAGGCCCAGAUAAACUUCCGUGUGUUGGUACCCGGCGACACCAUUGGCAUGGAAAGCCGCAUGCUCUCAUGUUUCAGUCGUGAGGGUCAGAAGUUACUCCUGAAACACCCUGUUUGUGAAAUCUUCCUCUUACUAAAGUGGCUCCGGGUCCGAAACUUCUUCAUUUUCAACCUGGUCUUCUACUCCGUGUUAGUCGCUCUACUGACUUGCUAUAUCAUGGUCGUGUUUCCAGCAUCUUCGUGCUACCACCUGAACGCAACCACGCAGUCCACGCAAGAGGCUGAUUCUCAAGGUCCUCCUCCUUUUGAGGACGAGGAAGAUAAUCUCCUGAGAGAGAGGUGUGGCCUGCACUACGAAGCCUUCAUGGUCAAUCUGCUGUACAUCAUUUGGUUCGGCUUUGGGAUCUUAGUCCUGAAAGAGAUCUUCCAGAUGCUCGACACCCCGAGGACUUACUUCUCCUCGUGGGACAACGCCCUCAUCUGGCCCAUCAUCAUCUUCACGCUGACCAUAACCAUUUCGUCUUACGUCCGCCACGACACGAGGGACUGGGAGCACCAUCUGGCCGCCAUCGUCAUUCUCCUGACGUGGGCGGAGCUCCUCUCCCUCGUCGGAAGAUUUCCUUUGUUCGGGGUCUAUAUCCACAUGUUUACGCACGUGACCAAGAAUUUCGCCAAGUUCCUGUGUGCGUACGCCUGCUUGCUCACCGCCUUUUCGCUGAGUUUCGGAGUGCUCUUCCCGAACCAGAAGUCGUUUGGGCAGUACGGUGCCAGGUUGAUAAAGACGAUGGUCAUGAUGACAGGCGAGAUCGAGUACAAUGAUUUAUUUUAUGGUGACGAGACCAUACUGUAUCCGGCGACGACGCACAUCAUAUUCUACGUAUUUCUCAUUUUUGUCACAAUCAUCCUCAUGAAUCUGCUCGUCGGUCUCGCUGUUUCUGACAUCCAGCGCCUGCAGAAGUCGGCGGGCCUCGACCUCCUCGUGCGUCAGACCGACCUCAUCUCGCACUUCGAGGCCAUCAUGUUCAGCAAAUGGCUCAAAUGGAUCCUGCCCAAGGGAAUACUUCGACUGCUGCACCACAGCAUAUCCCUGUGCCCAUCGCUGUAUGGAUGGACGCACAUCUUGACGCAGAAGACGUUGCGGGACACAGGCCUCCGCCAAGAAACCAUGGACGUGGUUCUGCGCAUCGCCCGCACCCGCGACCACGUAUCUCGCCGCAGGAACGCCUUCGCCAACUUCCGCACGCUCAGCAAGACGGCCCAGUACUCGAACGAUGCGGACGGCAACGUGGAGAGCAGCAUGGAUGCCCUCCGCUUCGGGCUGGACCUGCUCGUGUGGGAUGCCGACGAGAGGAGAGAGGAUGCGAGGCAGAUGAAGGAUGAUCUGGCGAUGGUCACGUCCGAGGUUGAGAAUAUGGCGCAGAUCAUGAACGCCAUAACCAUGCAGAAGGUGUUUGCGCCUUGCCAGCACGAAGACGAACGAUCGAGCGUUUACACGUCAUGUGAAACGAUGAAAUUCUCCAAUGGUGCUAACUCUAACCUACCUCCUAAAGUCCCUUCCAGUGAGGCUUGAUUACACUUCAUUACUUACUUACGUCAUUAACAGUAAAUUAGUACUGCAUAGGCGAGGGGUGUCAUACUCAAAACCCUUCGGGGCAAUUUCAUAGCAGCUACCAUCUUGUAACAGACAGAAACUUGGCUUUCUAGGAUUACGUUAUCAAACUAUUUUACGUUCCAGUCCGUGAAGUUGAUUAACUUAUUAGACUGAAAAGGGUGACUCUCUAACACAAUGUAUCUCAUUCAUGACAAUCAUUAUAUCACAGGCUAAUGGUUAUUCCACAUCUCAAAGGGCCACAUUCUGGCUUAGGGUGUAGCAAGCACUUCAUGGUAAUAUGCUUAGAAUUUGCUAUAGGGACUAUUUCAGUUCAUACUUCUGGGUGCUUUACAUAAUACUUUCCUUCCAGACUUACUGUAGAAAUCGUACUACUAGUUCAGUCUAUUGUCAGCUCAUAUACUCAUGUCAUUAUGGUAUGAAUUUUAACAGAUUAAGCAGUAAUACACAAGAAAUAUGUUGGUUACUUCAAGAUGCCCACACAGGAAUGCUUGAAUACUUAAAUAAACACUAGUCAUCUUACUAAUCUAAGAAUGAGUAGAGGGUUAGUAAAUCACACAUGUCAAACUGCAGAUCCAUGUGACUAUGAAAUUCACACAGAUGAUGAAAAUGAAAAUAAAGUUACUGAUCUCAA
Molecule: messenger RNA, 4407 nt
Organism: Penaeus chinensis
Lineage: Eukaryota; Metazoa; Arthropoda; Malacostraca; Decapoda; Penaeidae
Product: transient receptor potential channel pyrexia-like
Exons: 5
Coding region: 198-3734 (1178 amino acids)
Biological process (GO): transmembrane transport; monoatomic ion transport
Cellular component (GO): membrane
Molecular function (GO): protein binding; monoatomic ion channel activity
Source: RefSeq, a predicted model, not a curated record